CCCCGGCGCUCGCGAGGAGAACAAUGGCGACGAACUUGAAGCGCAAACGCGCCCCAGAAAAGGCGUCUCGCAAGACGCGCAAAGUGUCCCCGGAGGAAGAGGAGGUAACAAGCGGGCAAUCGGCAGAUGAGCAGGCAUUCAAAGAUCUGGAAGACGAUGUUCCCUUUGAAGACCUCGAGGCCGAUGGCGCGCCAAAUGAUGAAGCUGAAGGGGAGGACAGCGACGGUGACCAGCCCAUGACACCGCCCCCACAAGACGUACACCACCACACCGGAGGGUCGAAGAAGCUCCCCGCGGGCGCCGAGCUGCGACAGAUCAAGGACGCCGCCGACCUUUACCAGUCCAGCUCCUUCAAGCUUCAGAUCGACGCGCUCCUGCCGAAUGUGAGCCCCAAAGCGAGCCGGAUCCCCCCUCUCGAGAAGUUCCUCUUCGCGCUGCAUGCGGCUCUGCAGAAAAUACCGUCGAAGUCGCCUACUCAUCCCCUACGUGCUGCUGAGCCAUUGAAGAAGCAUGAUGUCGUGGUGCCGUACUCCUUGCCUUUGCCGACGGAGGAGACGAAUUGGAAGGUUGCAUUCGAGAAACCGAGCAAUAUCACGAUCGUUGGGAGCUGGGGAAACAAGCUGUCGGUAAAGGGGAAGGACAAGGCGCCCUUCCGUGUCGAUGUCGCAGUCGAGAUGCCAGACAGUCUCUUCCAAGAGAAGGAUUACCUCAACGGCCGUUUCUUCCACAAAAGGGCCUUCUACAUCGCGACCAUCGCGGCCGCGAUCAAGAAGGACAAGUCAUUGAACGUCGACGUGUUCUACCACUCGCCGAAUGAUGACCCACGGCUUACCUCGGUCGUCCUGACCCAUCGCAAUGAUGGCUCCGAAACCGACUUCACGAAACUCAACGCCGAAGUAAACAUCCUCCCCGUCCUCUCCCCCACCUGCCCCAUCUCCCUCCGCCAUCUCUCCCCCUCGCACGCCAACAUCCGCAUAUCCUCCUCCACCUCCGACCCCUCAUCCUCCCAAACCCACGAACCCACCCCCCUCUACAACACCGCUCUCCUCACCGCCACCGCCCCACGCCCCGAGCUUCUCGCCGCUCACACGCUCAGGCAGCAGUCUGCUGCCUUCGCCGACGCGCUCACCCUCCUCCGCGUCUGGGCAAACCAGCGCGGCUUUGGCGUCGGGUCCCGCAUGUGCGUUCGAGGCUUCGAGGGCAAGGGCCCGUUCUGGGCCGGCGUUCUGGCGCUCUUGGUAUAUGGCGAGGAGGGCGCAGGUGCUGGGAGCAAGAAGAGGAAACCGUUGGGCAGGGGCCUGAGCUCGUGGCAAAUGUUUAGGGCAGCGCUGGACUUUUUGGCGAAGCAUGACUUCGAGCGUGAGCCGGUGUUCGUCAAGGCCGCGCAGCCGCGGGAGCUCAAUGCCGAGGAGUACGCAGAGAACUUCAGCGCGACUUUUGUGAGCUCUGCGACGGCUGUCAACCUACUCGCGGAUGUUCCUCUUGGUUCUUUGGCUUUGCUUCGCCACGAGGCGCGUACGACCCUGGACACAUUGGGAUCCGACGACUCCUUCGACGAAGUCUUCCUGAAAGAGAAGCGCGACUUGGGCACUAGAUUCGACAUGGUCUUGCAGGCCGACAUCUCGUCCGCCAAGCACAGUAAAGCCUCCACUAGCGACAUCCUCGACAAGGGCACCCUUUCGAACGCCUGUCUGGCCGCUAUCUCCUCCCUCCUACAACAAGCCCUCGGCAACCGCUGCAAAGCCAUCGCCAUCCUCCAUCCCUCCUCUACCUCCCGUCCCUUAACCUCCGCCCUCCCCACAACCCCCUCUACCAUCCACAUCGGCCUCCUUCACGACCCCGAACACGCCUUCCGCCUUGUCGACCACGGCCCGCCCGCCGACGACCCCAACCCCGCCCACUCCGCCACCUUCCGCGCCCUCUGGGGCCCCAAGGCCGAGCUCCGGCGCUUCAAGGACGGCCGGAUCACCGAGUCCGUCGUCUGGGACGUGAAGACGAGCGACGAGCGCGCACACGUGCCCGCGCUUAUCGUGCAGCAUAUCCUCCAGACGCACUUUGGGAUCCCGAAGAGCGCGGUGCGGACGUGGCAGAGCGAGUUUGACGCGGUGCUGAGGCUGCCCGCGGAGGUGGCGCAGGCGUAUGCGGCGGCGGGGGUGAGGGCGGGGUUCCAGAGUGCGAUCGAGGCCUUUGAUGGGUUGGUCAGGCAGCUGAAGAGCAUGGACGAAGUGCUUCCGCUCGCUGUGCUCAACGUCAGCGCCGCCGCGCCGCAGCUGCGGUAUACCAGUGCGCUUGCACCUGCACCUUUACCCAGCAAGCUGAUGUCCUCCUUACCCGCUGGCGCGACGCACCUUGCGCCCAUUGAGGCCAUUCUCGAGUUCGAGAAGUCCGCCCGCUGGCCCGCCGACCUCAAGGCCGUCCAGAAGAUCAAGCUGGCCUUCUGCGAGCGGAUCGCGGACGCGCUCAUGGGUGCCGUCCCGGGCUUGACCGCUCGCGUCGUUGUUGCUGACGGCGUCACGCGCUCGCGAGUGGUCGACCAGGCGCGCUUGGAGAUCGUCACGCCCGAAGGCUGGGCGUUCUGGGUGCGCAUCUGGUACGACCGCGAGGUCGUCCUCCUGGACCGCGUCGCCGAGGACCAGUCGCGCCUGCCGCACGUCACGCGGGGCGGCCCCACUGUCAGCGGGAAGGAGAAGCAGGAGGCGCUCGAGGCGAAGGAGGUGUGGGUGCGCCGCUUCUUGCACGGGCCAGCGCACCAUCGUGCGAUGUUGGCGCUGAGCCAUCGGUAUGGGGCUCUUUCUGGCACCGUGCGGUUGGUGAAGCGCUGGCUGGCCUCGCAUAUGGUGCUCGGGGGCCAUGUGAGCGAGGAGGCCGUUGAGCUUCUGUGCGCGAGCGUUUUUGUGGGCCGCGGGAAGACGAGGGCGGCGGAGGAGACCCGCACAGGUGUACCAGCGAGUCGAGAACGUGGCUUAGCGGCCGUCGUAGCCUUCUUGAAGGACUGGAAGUGGGAGGAGGGGCUGGAGGUGCCGCUGUAUGAGAGCGAUACGGCGCUAAUGUCGGCCGCGCGCGUGUCGAAGGAGGGUGUCUGGCGAAUAUCGACGCAGGGCGACCGGGAGGGGUGGAUAUGGACGUCGAGUGGGCCCGACCGCGUCGUCGCGCACCGCAUACGCGAGAUCGCGAAGGCGACGUGGAACCAUCUGCAGCUCCUCGAGACCGAGGCGUUCAGUGUCAAGCCCAUGUUCACGCACCCCCUCGCCGGCUACGACUUCCUCAUCCAUCUGAAGAAGGCUCACUUACCCCGAUACCUCCUUAACGUCGCCUACCCGGAAGCGCAAGGCCGUCACAAGGAGAAGACCGUGCGCCCAGGGUUCGACCCAGCAGAGCUCUUCUUCGCAGACCUUCAGCGCGUUUACGGCGACACGAUGAAGCUGUUCCACGACCCAUACGGCGGCGACGUUAUCGCGGGCGUGUGGGAUCCCUCGCUGAAGGAGUCGCGUCCUUUCCGCGUGCGGGCUGGUUACUCGACUGUGCCGCAGGACAAGACGUCCUCUGGCAAAUCGAAGGGAAAAGAUACCGUGGUCCUGAACACUACAGCUGUACUGUCCGAGAUCGAGAGAUUGGGGCGGGGUCUUGUCGAGAGCAUACUUGUACAGCAAUGAUUUUCUGUAUUUCUACAAUGCAACUGCACUGAUGCUUCUCCAUCAUGUAUUUACGAC
Molecule: messenger RNA, 3710 nt
Organism: Schizophyllum commune H4-8
Lineage: Eukaryota; Fungi; Basidiomycota; Agaricomycetes; Agaricales; Schizophyllaceae
Product: Nrap protein
Exons: 9
Coding region: 24-3653 (1209 amino acids)
Biological process (GO): tRNA export from nucleus; rRNA processing
Cellular component (GO): small-subunit processome; CURI complex; UTP-C complex
Source: RefSeq, a predicted model, not a curated record